Molecule: messenger RNA, 246 nt
Organism: Leptosia nina
Lineage: Eukaryota; Metazoa; Arthropoda; Insecta; Lepidoptera; Pieridae
Source: the annotation of a GenBank genome assembly
AUGUGUGCGGAGCAGUCCGUGCGCGUUGGGCAGAUCGUCAGCGCGAUAAGCGCCGCUCGGGCACGUCGUAAAUUCGAAGGGCUUUGCCGAACUCAGUUCCGAUUGUGUGCUUUAAUCAGUUAUGCAGCGCCACCCGCUCUUGUGCCUAACAGCUCUAGCUGGUUCCUGGGACUCGUCCCAAAUAUACAGAGAGGGCUAAGAGCCAUUCAUACCUACGUCAUCGUAAUAGAAUAUGCAACGAAUUAA